UCUUCGAUUUGUUUUGCGAGGCGAGAAAAUCGGUUAAUCGAUCGCGCAUUUGCAAGUUUUUCUUCUGGUGCCUUUUAUCCGUGCUUUGAGGUUUACCUUUCCGCUUCUCGCACGUGCGGACGACUAUGUGCUGUAAGACCACAUUACGACAAUAAUGUCAGUCAUCUUAUAAGCAAGUUCGAAGUUCGAAAGUAUUCUAAAAAUAAUAGCAUGGCAGCGCCACAGUUGUACGGGGAAGAAGUGUACGUUAGAAGACGGGGGGAAGAAUAUCCGCCUGUAUCGAUGGUAAACGGUCGUCAUGUUUACCUAAACGAUUCAGCGAUUUUCUACGAUAGUGCUGAGAGUAUACCGGCGAACGUAACAUUUCGCAAUCGCCGCCGAUACAAUGAAUCGCUCUCGUCACUAAACGAGUCGGAUUACGGUGUUCCGUACGAUUCGACGGCCGACGAAUAUCAGGAUGAGGAACCGAUUACGAUCAACAAGCAACAUGUGGCCAGCUCGUUGUCCCGAUUCGGUGCCAUACUCCAAAUGCUAUCGAAAAUUCCAUUCCCGCGCAUGUCGGUCACCGGAAUGGGCCUCAGCUCUCUCGUCGCCAUCUUCAUCUGUCCGCGAACCCUCGGUGCCAACAUUCUGUUUCCCGGUUUCAGAUUAUUGUUCGGAACGCUCUAUCCCGCCUAUGCAUCAUACAAAGCGGUCAGGACCAAAAAUGUCAAGGAAUAUGUCAAAUGGAUGAUGUAUUGGAUAGUGUUUGCGUUCUUCACCUGCAUCGAGACGUUCACCGACAUACUGCUUUCGUGGUUCCCGUUCUACUACGAGAUCAAAGUCAUCAUCGUCCUAUGGCUGCUGUCGCCGGCAACCCGGGGCAGUUCGACACUGUAUCGCAAAUUUGUACAUCCGAUGCUAACCCGACGGGAACAGGAAAUCGAUGAUUACAUCAAUCAAGCCAAAGAAAAAGGAUACACAGCAGUGCUGCAAUUGGGUUCGAAGGGCGUCAACUACGCCACAAACGUGAUUAUGCAAACGGCAAUCAAGGGUGGUGGCGGUUUGGUGCAGACGCUGCGCAAAAGCUACAGCUUGAGCGACCUCUCGGAACCGGAUACGCAGCGCACUCAGGAGGAGAUUGACGAACUGAUCCGGCCCCAGCGGGUGCUGCGCUCCAAGAGCGCUCGAUCCUCUUCCGGUGGUCGCCACGUGGAAAUGUAUUUCCCCGAAGUGGAGAUAGCUGGGACACCACACCGCACUCCACCACCGUAUAACUAUAUUCGAUCCUCAGACGAUAUCAGUUCAGGAUACUCGAGUGCAGAGCCAGGGUUGAGUCGAACGGCUUCGAUGAGCAACACCGCCAGGCCCCGCGUUAAAUCCAAAACUCGUGAGGAUGAUGACGAGGUUUUCUACAGCGAUCGGGAAACAGCCCGAUCCUACGGAACUAGUUCUCAGUUCAUUCAUCCUGCCACAUUAUAUGAAAUUCCUUCAAGUCCUCUUCCUGCAAUCACAGAAGCUAGCCAUUCUCCUAAUCCUAAUGAACCGCCAAUUUUCUCGUCUCAGUUCCCUCUAGCAGGAGCAAGAGCAACUCCACAUUCACUUACACCAGAGAUGGGACAAAAGUAUGAACUGUUUCUGCAAUGGAUGGAAUCCCAAAAAGAGAGCAAGCCAAUAAGUGAAGAUCAGAAGCUUCCAACAGAAUUAAUAAUUGAUUCUCAUAAUGCAGAAAUCGAAACUAAAGGGCUCACAGAUGUGGAAACGAUGCCAGCCGACGACAUUCCCUUCAUUGAUGAUACUUUACCCAAUGAGGAAGAACAGUUUUCGACAUGUGCACCGAUGAUGGCACCUAUUCCGGAGGCGGAACAAUCAGAGAACAGUUUUGCAGACGACGUGUUUCGUGAUACAAUAUCCGUAUCGAGUGAAGAUGAAUUUCAAGAGUUAGAGCAGGAUGAGAUAGUUGCAGAGUCGACGGUUGAAAUUACGACUGCUCUAAACAAUUCAAAAGACAUAAUUGAAACUAAUAAAAAUGUAGAUACCGAAAUUGAUGUAGUAGAAUCAGUAACUGAUAAAACUAUGCCAACUGUUCUGGAGGUAAUUGAAGAGGUUACUACUACGGAACCGUUAGCAACUACUGUGGAACCGAUUAUAAUUCGUGUUGAUACUAAUGAUACAAAUCCACAUCUAGGUUCCAAACACAAUGAUAUAAGCAAAGAAGAAGCUCUCAGCAAUGUUUUGAGGGAAAACGCGAAAGAUAAUCCUAAUACCGAAGUAUCUAUUUCUGAGAAAUCUGAUCUCUUCAACGAAAGCCCAAUACAACUCUCAGUAUCGGUGUCCAAUUUAACAUCCUCCACAUCAUCCCUUGCGGUUUCGGAAGCCGGCAAUCAAAUGGACGAUUCUUCGGGUAGAAAAUCUUCUCAUGGGAAACGAAAAGCACCUCCCAUCCCAAUAGCAUUCAAGCCGGAAUCAUUCGUUCCUACUGUUGAUCCUCCAGUGAUCCCACCCAAGGCAAACAAAGAGCAGGAGUUAAAGAAACUUCCGGCUCGGGAAGCUGUCCCCGAAAACAAAGACAAAAAGAACAAAUCGAAAAAAUUAAUGAGUUCUCUAACUGGAAUUUUCAGACAUGAAACUUCUCCAUCCACAGUGGUUCCUACUGGUUCCGUCACUGGAGCUCGAUCCGGAGAUUCUUCGCUUCCCAAAGAAACUGAAAUAUGAAAAAAAAAACGUUUUCCUUUAUCCCUUCUCCACAACGCUACCCUCUCUGAGAACCAGUUCUGAUUAUCGUCGACAAGUCAAUAGAUAUAUGAAGCGAGAUGCUUUUCGUUUGGAUUUACCCUCAGUUGAGAAAAUGUCCGCUAGUUGCACCACAUUACCUCGUUCCAAAAAGGCGGAAAAAGUCAUCAAAACACGUACGAGAACGGAAAAGUAAAUGGUUGGUGUACAGCCGGGAAAGAAACGACGGUGGGUUUGAUUACGAUUGUUUCGGUAUUUAUUUACGAAGACUCUAUCUUCAGAUUUAAGUUCCAUGCCCUUAGUUUAUGUGUUACGAUAUGGGUUUUAAAACUCGAAAGGUGCUUUUCUAUGACUUCACACGAAUGAUGUAAGCACAAAGAAUAAGAGCUUAAAUGCGCCGCAAUAGAUACUGCUUCACACUGGCUAAAUAACUCGGUACAAAAGGUUAUUGAACCAGUGAACCAUUCAGUAAAAUGUCAACAAUAUAUAUAGAUUUUUAAAAUUAUAAAAUUUAAACCAUCUAUUAAACAACUCUAGGAUAUGGUUAAGAUGAAAGCAUUUAUAAUAAAUGAGUAAUUACCAAUAACAUGUAAGGAAUGCCAAAAUCUGAAACAACAAGAUAAAUUACUGAUUAUUAGGAAAUGGAACUGAUUAGUGAAAAGAAUUUAUCUCAAUGUAAUAACCGAUAAGUGAACCUCCGUUUUGUUAUGAUCUCCCUCUGAACAGAGUAACUCUUCUACACAAACAUGAAUCUGAAACUACGAGUGUAUCGCAAUUGAUGGAAUGUUUAACCGACAGAACAAGAACCAUCACUAAUUUGCCAUUUGCCACUUCCAUUUCAAAAGCUCAUAAUGCCGUAUAGAUUAGAUUCAAUUGUUACAUCUGCUUGAGAAAUUUUAUUAAGUUCAUGCUAGCGCAAUAGCGAGUGUUAUUUGAUUUUGGAAGUUAGCUUAAUAAUUUAAAAUAACCGUCAAAAGUUUCAAAUUAUUUGUGUGCCACCAGACAUAUCCCUGAUACAUUUAGCUGAUAACAAACGUUCAAUUAGUUUGGAAGUUACAUAGUAGAGAACCAGAAGUGUUGCCACACUUGCGAGAAUCGAGAAUCGAUUCAUUGGAACCAAUUACGAUGAAAUAGAACGAAACAAAAAUUAUCCGAAGAUAAACUCCUGUUGAAAAGAUGCGUAAAGAUACAAUUAUAGUUAAAAUAAACGGAAAGGUUUUGUGCGUACUGUAAUUUCAAUGAUAUAUUUGUAAUCGAUAGCGAAACCAUUGCAUUAAAAACAUCUGAUUCUAGGUUGAACGAACACAAUUGCAACAAAUUUAAGAAAGCUUCAAGAUAAGUCACUGCAUCUGUUGGUUCGAGAUGGAAAUGGAAGACUAUUUACCGAGACGUAGUUCUAAAAUUACACAUAUUAUAAACUGCUCGUAAUGCUCAAGAACAAAAUGGAGGAAGAGAGUUUAUUUUUGGCACAAUAUGCUCUGGUAUGUUCAGGUUGCGUACAAUGUAAACGGAACUCGGAGGACCGAUACAGAGUAAAUGGUUGAUGAGAAAUAAAUCUUGAUGAGAAAAAUUA
Messenger RNA from Toxorhynchites rutilus septentrionalis, 4285 nucleotides. RefSeq names its product receptor expression-enhancing protein 2-like. Gene Ontology annotation, cellular component: cytoplasmic microtubule; endoplasmic reticulum tubular network; endoplasmic reticulum membrane. The record is from RefSeq and is a predicted model, not a curated record. Gene Ontology annotation, molecular function: microtubule binding. Gene Ontology annotation, biological process: endoplasmic reticulum tubular network organization. The transcript is spliced from 8 exons. The coding region runs from base 211 to 2694 and encodes 827 amino acids. NCBI's taxonomy places the organism in Eukaryota, Metazoa, Arthropoda, Insecta, Diptera, Culicidae.